Messenger RNA from Camellia sinensis, 630 nucleotides. RefSeq lists its product as uncharacterized. Lineage: Eukaryota; Viridiplantae; Streptophyta; Magnoliopsida; Ericales; Theaceae. The record is from RefSeq and is a predicted model, not a curated record.
AUGAAAGUUAAUGCGUGGGUGUUGAGAAUAGAAAAGUUGUUCGAAGUUUUCCCUUGUACCAAAGCCCAAAAAGUGCAAAUUGCUACCUUCACUCUUGAAGACGAAGCACAGAGGUGGUGGAUGCUUACGAGAACUGUACAGCAAGGAUUAACACGGGACAGGUUCUUGGAACUGUUUUAUGACAAAUACUUUCCCCAAAGUACGCGAGACAAGAAGGUAACAGAAUUUGAAACUCUCAAACAAGGGAACAAGACCGUUGCAGAGUAUGAGGCCCAAUUUGCAGAGCUAGCCCAAUUUGCACCUCAUAUGGUGGAUCCGAAUUAUAAGAAAGCACAGAAAUUUGAGGGGGGACUACGAAAUGCUAUCCUUGACCGAGUGAACAUGUUGAGGUUACCCACCUAUGUUGAUGUGUUGAAGAGAGCUGUUAUAGCAGAGGGAAACAUCGCUGCUCAGAAUCGGAUUUCCGAGUGGAAAGGAAAGAGGCAGAAAAUUCAAUUGUCAAAGGGGUCAGCCACUCCACCAAAUAAGAAACAAAAUUCAGGGACCUCUAGUACUUUCACCCUUACUCAAGAUUCAACUCCUGUUUGUUCAGAAUAUGGAAAGAAGCACCAUGGGCUUGCUAUCAGUUGA